AUGCACGCAUGCGUGUGCAUCUACGCACACACCUUUGGUGGUGGUGUUCCUAGGCUCUGCGUUUCGUCGCAGCCCUCGCCCUACACCCAGCGGGCAUCGAAUUUUGGGGCACCAGGACGUUGCCGUGGCCUCUCUCGUGUCUGCCGCGGCGCGGCGGCGUCCAGGGCCUCGGGCACGGCGGCGGAGUGUCUCAGCAUGUCUCCGGGCGCUUGGGCGAGGAGACGCCAGCUGAAAUGGGGCUCGGGCGCGGCGCACCUGCUACACAAGCAUGUGGCGGACUCGCAGCACGAUGCUUGCCCAAGGGGACCUCCAAGAGGACCCCGAGAAGCAAACAUAUGUUCUCUCGUUCAGGCAAUUUUUUUUUGUUGGCCAGAUUCGUUCCUGAAGUGA
Prorocentrum cordatum is the source of this 390-nucleotide messenger RNA. The record is from the annotation of a GenBank genome assembly. Lineage: Eukaryota; Dinophyceae; Prorocentrales; Prorocentraceae.